UUUUUUGCAUGUGUGAGUGACCGGUUGCCAACUUUUGGCGCGACCAAGUCCGAGCUGUGAGGACUUCCAAGUGUCCGUGGGUCUCAGCCACACCUUCGCGCACUCACCGCUCCUACUGCAACUCUCCUCGGGAUCUCCGGGUCCCUUUUUCCUUCCGUGACGGGCUCCCCACACAAAGCAGGCACCAUUUCCGCUCCAGGGAGACCCACGCUGGCAGCGCAGCCCCUUCCCCGACUCAGCAUCGGGAGGAAGACCCUGGUGGCGGCUGCCGUGGGGGUUAUGCUGGUGCUGGUGCUGGUGGUUCUCAUCCCGGUGCUUGUCAGCUCUGUGAGUACGGAUGCCAGCCACUACGAGAUGCUGGGCACCUGUCGCAUGGUGUGCGACCCCUUCCUGAACAAGGGGACGCCGGCGAGCAGCACCAGCUCCACCGGGCUCCAGGGCGAGGCGGAGGCGCUGAGCGACAACAGCAACAUCCUUCCGCCGUCCACCCUACUGCAGGGCCCGCAGGGGAAACCCGGCAGGCCGGGGAAGCCGGGGCCACCUGGGCCGCCAGGAGAACCAGGACCGCCGGGCCCCGCCGGGCCUCCUGGAGACAGAGGGGAUCAGGGAAGGACUGGGAUUUUGGGUCUCGGAGGAAACGGAGCUAUCAGCACGGCCACCUACAGCACAGUACCCCGGGUGGCUUUUUACGCAGGGCUUAAGAACCCCCACGAAGGGUACGAGAUCCUCAAGUUUGACGACGUGGUCACCAACCUGGGCAACAACUACGACGGCAUUUCGGGCAAGUUCAUCUGCAGCAUCCCGGGCACGUACUUCUUCAUCUACCAUGUGCUGAUGAGAGGAGGGGAUGGCACCAGCAUGUGGGCAGACCUGUGCAAGAAUGGGCAGGUCCGUGCCAGCGCCAUCGCCCAAGACGCGGACCAGAACUACGACUACGCCUCCAACAGCGUCAUCCUCCACCUGGACGCAGGUGAUGAGGUUUAUAUCAAACUGGACGGAGGCAAAGCCCACGGAGGCAACAACAACAAGUACAGCACAUUCUCUGGCUUCAUCCUCUACGCUGACUGAGAACAGACAGACACACAGACGGACAGACAGAGACAGUCAGACGGACAGAAAGGGUUUGACAGGAGUGAUACAACGAGAAGGCAAGAGGGUGUGUGUGUGUGUGUGUGUGUGUGUUAACAGCUGGAAUCCUUUCUAGUUUUUUCUAAUUCUCUCCAUCAUCACGGACACCUCCGCUUCGUAUCCAUCAGCCAAGACACCCAGACUCUGCAGCCGAGUCUGGAUCCAAAUGUUCCUGAGGGCGCACAGAGAGGGGGCCGUUUGGUCAGGGAGCGUGGGCGGAGUGGGAUGGGUUAAGGAAGUGGGCUGUCUUUUUUCUGCAACAUAAUGCUGACAUGUCAGGAAACCCGCGCUUUCGGUGUCCCUACUCCUCAGCACCUUCAUCAUUGCACAGAAAUAUCAGCGAGAAAAAUAAGCGAAAAAAAAAAAAACCCUGCAAAUGUGGACGAUCUCGCCUCUUCUCUCCAGCGGUGGUCGCCACUCUCAGCUCAGUGGACUCGACUGACUGUAUCUUGUAGCGUUGUUCCGUGUAACUCUCCUUAGAUUGUGCUCUUAUUUUAUGGACAUGCAUAAUAACCCACACCAAUGAGAUUUACAGAAAAGAAAAAAAAAGAAAUAUAUUUGUCUUGUGUGAUGAUAUCCUGUUUGACAGAGAAUAAAUUUGUGAGACAUAACUUGUGCGCAACUCAGAGAUCUUUGAACUCGAGAAUAAAUGUAAGUCUCCAUCACUGACUAUUACAAGGGAAUUAUAUAGAAAAUAUAUACACAUAUAUAAUGUUUAUAUGGAGAAAAACACCAUAUCUUACACUGUAUCUUCUGAUAUAUCUAAAACUGAAGCCAAUCUCCCCAUAAAGUACCUCAUACAAAACAGCGUUGUGAAAGUCAUCUGUUAAAUGUCUAUGGUUUGAAUCACGCAGAUGCCAAUGAACCCAUGGGAAGAAACUGAUCUGA
Molecule: messenger RNA, 2016 nt
Organism: Cynoglossus semilaevis (tongue sole)
Lineage: Eukaryota; Metazoa; Chordata; Actinopteri; Pleuronectiformes; Cynoglossidae
Gene: c1ql1l2
Product: complement component 1, q subcomponent-like 1-like 2
Exons: 2
Coding region: 280-1068 (262 amino acids)
Molecular function (GO): protein binding
Source: RefSeq, a predicted model, not a curated record